Misgurnus anguillicaudatus (oriental weatherfish) is the source of this 4686-nucleotide messenger RNA. NCBI's taxonomy places the organism in Eukaryota, Metazoa, Chordata, Actinopteri, Cypriniformes, Cobitidae. The record is from RefSeq and is a predicted model, not a curated record.
UGUGGGCUGUCAUGAACGCUAGGUCAGGUAUGUUUUCAUGUGAGGUUUCUGGGCCUUCUCUGCGGCGGAUAUGGAUUCAUUCGCCUGGCUUAUUUAGUUAACAACCUAAAUAUUGCUAUAUAAUUACACACACGCACACACAAAAAUGUUUGGCCGUUCAAGGAGCUGGGUCGGAGGACAGGCGAAGUCCAAGAACAUUCACUCGUUGGACCAUUUAAAGUACAUGUACCAUGUUCUGACAAAGAACACAACUGUGACUGAUCACAACAGGAACUUGUUGGUAGAAACCAUUCGAUCCAUUACUGAGAUUCUUAUCUGGGGUGAUCAGAAUGACAGCUCUGUGUUUGACUUCUUUUUGGAGAAGAACAUGUUUGCAUUUUUUCUCAACAUACUACGGCAGAAAUCCGGGCGUUAUGUGUGCGUCCAGCUUUUGCAAACGCUUAACAUCCUUUUUGAGAACAUAAGCCAUGAGACGUCUCUUUAUUACUUGCUUUCCAAUAAUCAUGUCAAUUCCAUCAUUGUGCAUAAAUUUGACUUUUCCGAUGAGGAAAUUAUGGCCUACUAUAUUUCCUUUUUGAAGACUUUGUCUCUGAAACUCAACAAUCACACAGUUCACUUCUUCUACAAUGAGCACACUAAUGAUUUUGCCCUGUAUACGGAGGCCAUUAAGUUUUUCAACCACCCAGAGAGCAUGGUCAGGAUCGCGGUCAGGACGAUCACACUCAAUGUGUACAAAGUGGACAACCAGCACAUGCUGCAUUACAUCCGGGACAAAACAGCCGUGCCCUAUUUCUCCAACUUGGUCUGGUUUAUAGGCAGCCACGUCAUUGAGCUGGACAAGUGUGUGCAGACCGAUAAAGAACAUACGAAUAGAGGAAAACUGAGCGACUUGGUUGCUGAGCACUUGGACCAUCUUCACUAUCUAAAUGACAUCCUCAUCAUCAACUGUGAGUUUCUCAAUGAUGUGCUGACCGACCACCUGCUCAACCGUCUCUUCCUGCCCCUGUAUGUGUACUCUUUAGUCAGCCAAGAACAGUCAGAAGAGCGCAAGAUUAACCCUCAGGUGUCACUCUACCUGCUGUCACAGGUGUUCCUGAUUAUCCAUUACCGGCCACUGGUCAACUCCCUGGCCGAUGUCGUUCUGAAUGGAGAUCUGUCUGUGUUCUCCUUGCAGACGGAACAGAGUGCCCAAAAAGGUUCGAGCAAUGCUGGUGUGCGUCGCUUCGCUAAGCCAACAGAAAGUUUGGAGCGUUCCCUCGAGAUGAGCCGUCAGAAGGGGAGGAAGAGGGCCCAGAAACGACCCAACUACAAGAAUGUGGGUGAGGAAGAGGAGGAGGAGCGAGGUUCAGAGGAAGGGCCAGAUGACGAGAAGGAAAAGGCUAAAGGUACAGAGGCUAGCUCAAAGCCCAGCAGGACAAGUGGGGACAAGGAAGAGAUUGAGAUGGUGGUGAUGGAGAAGUGCAGGGUCUCUGAAGCGUCCACGUUAACCGAGCAGAACAUUACAGAUGAGGAGAAGAGUGCUGCGGCUGCAAGAUCUGAAGUCCAGAAAAGCAGGCCCUUCCUGGACAUGUUGUAUAAUGCACUGGAUUGUGACGCUGAGGAUUACCAAGCUCUGUUUGUGCUUUGCCUUCUGUAUGCCGUGUCUCAUAGUAAAGGUAUAAACACGGAGCUCUUAGAAAAGAUCCAGCUGCCCGUGCCAAAUCAGGAGAGGAGCUCUUACAGUCAGGUGUUAGUAGAGAGAGUCAUCCGGAUUAUGAGUCAGGCCGCUCAGCCAGAUGGGAAGGUGCGUCUUGCCACCUUGGAGUUAAGCUGUCUGCUUCUGAAACAGUCUGUGCUGUCUGGCUCUCAAUGCAUUAUAAAGGAUGUCCAUUUGGCCUGCAUGGAGGGUGCUCGAGAAGAGAGUCUCCACCUUUUGAGGAGGUUUUAUAAGGGGGAGGAGAUAUUCCUGGACAUGUUUGAGGAUGAAUACAGGAGCAUGAUGAGUAAGCCCCUGAACGUGGAGUAUCUUAUGAUGGACGCGUCCAUUUUACUGCCGCCCACCGGCACCCCCCUCACGGGCAUUGACUUUGUGAAGAGACUGCCGUGUGGAGACGUCGAGAGGACACGCAGGGCUAUUCGUGUGUUCUUUAUGCUGCGCUCGCUGUCCCUUCAGCUGCAGGGGGAACCAGAAACUCAGCUUCCUCUCACUCGACCUGAAGAUCUCAUCAAGACCGAUGACGUGCUCGACCUUAAUAACAGUGAUCUUAUUGCGUGUAUGGUGGUAAGCAAAGAAGGGGUUCAAGCUCAGCGUUUUCUGGCUGUGGAUGUUUAUCAGAUGAGUUUGGUGGAACCAGAUUCAAAACGUCUGGGCUGGGGUGUUGUCAAGUUUGCUGGCCUUUUGCAGGACAUGCAGGUUUCCGGUGUAGAAGAUGACAGCAGGGCUCUGAACAUCAUCAUUCACAAGCCCACAUCUAACCCUCACGCCAAGCCCGUCCCAAUCCUACAAGCUAAUUUCAUCUUCGCCGACCAUAUUCGCUGCAUCAUCGCCAAACAGCGACUCGCCAAGGGCCGCAUCCAGGCCAGGCGCAUGAAAAUGCAGCGGAUAGCAGCUGUUAUGCAACAAGGGGGAGGGAAGUCGACCAAUCUGAUUUACACUCUACUGGACCUUCCUGUCCAGCCUUCAACUGAAGUGCUUGGCUUCAGUCAGCCAUCCGUUGCAUCAUCUCUGCUGCCUUUCCGUUUCUAUGACCAGUCUAGACGAGGCCCGGCGUUCGCCUCUGUAGAUAAAGUUCCAGGUUUCGCUCACAUUGCCCAUCAUAGCUCCACAUCAGCCUCUUCCCCUUCACCUCCUUCUAGUGGAGACACCGGAGCCAGCGACCCGGCCGUAACCAGCAGUGCAUCAAUACACAAUGUCACACAAAGUCAAACAGGGCUCGCCUUGGCCCCAAGCCUCACCCCUGCGCCACAGCCCACCAUCUCUCUUCUAUCUGACAAUGAUGCCGAAACGCUGAGCGUCGACUCCUUGACCCUACUGCCUCCUGCCGACCCACCACGCCUGCGCUCCUUCAGCACCCAAUCCUCCGUCCAGGACGAGGAGACGGCGACCGCCGGCAGCGCAGAAGAUGAUGAAGGAAUUCCAGCUGUUACGCAUGAGGACAAGAAAGACAUUUCAGUCAUACUCGAGGAAGAGGAGGCGUCUCCUGAAUCUGAACUGUCAGACGUGAUGCUUAAGGCAGAACCUGAGGAUUCAACAGCGGUCAAGGUUCAAAGGGAGGAAUCCGAAACAGACUCUUUAUGUGUCACGGCUAACCAAGAGGACAACCCCGACCUGGAGGAGGAGACUGCAAUAGACUGAAGCUAAAGCCUAGCGAUCCUAAAACUCUGAGCCUAAAUGUUUUCAAAGAAGCAAAAAAGUACAUUUGAUUGCCGUUUCAGUACUUUAGAUUCAUCAUGACUGAAUUUUUGCACAAUCACUGAUUGUGUACUAAAUCUGCACAGGCUAGUAAAGCUAGUUUGUACAUGCUUUUGGCCUAGUGGUUUAGGCCGUCGUUGUUUCAGAUGUGUGUAGGCAGCCACUUUAUCAAUACUCACUUCUGUUGAUUUAACACUGCGGUUCCAACUUUGAUGUAUUUCGUGAGACAACAGCGCUUUAACAAGAACAAUGACGUUAUUGAUGGUCAUGUGAGUUGCUCAAAGCACAGCCUGUGUGUGUGAGUGUGUGUGUGUACGUGUGUGACUGUCUUCUCAUUGUGUGUUUGUAAUGAUUUUGUAUGUUUGAUUUUAUAAUACUGAGUAGGCAAACAGGGAAAGGUGUUUAUAUAAAUAUGUAAAGAAUGAGAGGGUUAGCGGGGAAUUCCCGCUUAGUUUUGCUAGUCUUAACACUGAGGAAUGUAUAAAGAUUUUUUUGUCUGUCUAGCGGUGCUCUUUUCUGAAGUUAUAUUUUUUUGACUGAACUUUCAUUUGCACUUCAGCAUCGGAUUUCUAAAAAAGCCUUUGUCUUUCGGAGAAUGUAAAAAAAUGAUAACUUAAAGAAUAUUUUGUGUCAUUAUCACUAAAAAUACUCAUCCAGUAUGUCAGCCAAUUUUUUAUUUUUUUUGUCCAGAGCAUGAUGUCACCUUUUUAAAAAUAUAAAGUUAAUUUCCUGAGAAUUUCUGUCACUGCCACCUUCGCACUUUUGUUUAGUUUGACUCAUAGCUAUUAAGUUUUCUUUAAAAUACUUUAAAAUUACCUUAAUUACUUAAAUUAGGAAACAUUUUCUUUUUGCGUCUGUAUAAAAAUACUGGACAUUAUCACAGCUGGGUGUGAUGUAGUUAUGCUUUAAUUUUACUGUGGUGUUAUUUUUUUACCUGAAGAUUCAAGUUUGGCGGCUGUUACCACUAUUGGACUGAAACUAACUAUUAAUUUUCGGUUUCUAGAUGGUCGGUAGCACAUAGAACAGACGUGCGUUCACUGCGUGUGACGCACAUGCAGAUGCUCUGGUAGCUUUACCUGGAUUUAACUUUUAUUUACUGCGUUUAAUGAAUAUCACGUUAAAGCAAUAUAUUUAAUUCCGCUAAGUAUUUUGAGGACGUGUCUGUUUUUAAAAAAAUAAGGCAUAAAAAUAAUGGCUUAGUUUGCAUACAGUGUAAAGAGUUGUUUCUGAUUUAUUGUUAUAAUUAAUUUACCAACUGGAGCUGUCAAGGUCAUGCAAUAAAUUAUUCUGAUGUA